UGCCGCACUAUAUAUACAGCAGCCUACACAAGCAAAUUCUUCAUUAUAUUUUUUCAUUACUUCUUUCUCUCUCUUAAAAAAAAAAUUAAUCUCCUUACUUAAUACUCUUACUUUUUACUUACUUUAUUCUCAAGAUUCUACACUUUCUCUCUCCUCCAAAAUCAAAACCUAGAAAAAAAUAGUGAUGAUGAAUACAAAUACAAAUUCAACAACAACAAUAACGAAGAUGAAUAACAAUAGAGGAGGUGCAGGAGAAAUCGAGACGUUUGCGAUGGCGAAUUGUUUGAUGCUUCUCUCUUCACACAACGCAACAAUGGCUGCUUCCAUCGGAGGAAACGUCGGAAACGAAGAAAACGGUCGUAUGUUUGCGUGUAAGACGUGCGGUCGUAAAUUUUCGUCGUUUCAAGCUCUCGGAGGUCACCGUGCGAGUCAUAAGAAGGUAAAAUCGGCGAAUUCCGGUGAGUUUUCCGAUGAAGCGAAUUUUCCGGCGAAACCUAAAGUUCAUGUGUGCUCAAUUUGUUUCGUUGAGUUUCCGAUCGGUCAAGCUCUCGGCGGUCAUAUGAGGCGACACCGAGGUAUGACAGUUGCUGCGGCUACUGGAGGAUCUGCUGCGAUUAGUAGUGUUACGACUGAAGGUAGUAUUGGAAAUAGUGAUGGUAAUAAUGAUAUUAAUAAUGGUGAGAAGAAGAGGAAAAUCAACGACGACGUCGUUUUGGAGGUUCCGACUGCGGUGAGGAAAUCUAGUAGUAAAAGAGUUUGUAUGGAUGUGGAUUUAAAUUUGAUGUUAUGGAGAAAAGAAGAAAAAGUUGUUGAAGAAGAAGAUAAUAAUGUUGAUCAUGAGGUUGAAGAAGGUGAGAUUGUUGAACAAGGUAAUGAUGAUGAUUUUUUGAAGUUGGAAUUAAGACAGCCGAUUAGAUUUUAAUUGAUUAAUUAGUGUGGUAUAAUUACUCUUAAUUACUUCUUUCGAUUAAUUUCUUGAUUUCUGGUGAUGUACAGAUAAAGAUCAGUAGCUUAAUUAGUUUAUGAGGAGUAUUAUAAUUGAUCGAUUUAAGUUAGUGUAAAAAAAAAUAUGUUGUUGAGAAGUUAGUUUAUGGUUUAUUCGUUGAUUUUAUGUCGUUAUUACAUACUACUAUUACGUAACAGUAUAAGUUAGGGAAUUAUUAGGAAGUAUUAUUUUUUUCUUGGAUAUGAUCAUAUUCAUAUGAUCAGUAGUUUGUAAUUUAGGGCUUAUUCUUUCAUUAUUAUAUGAGAUGUUAUUUUGACGCAUAA
This is a messenger RNA of Beta vulgaris subsp. vulgaris (sugar beet), 1269 nucleotides long. RefSeq names its product zinc finger protein ZAT12. The transcript has a single exon. Lineage: Eukaryota; Viridiplantae; Streptophyta; Magnoliopsida; Caryophyllales; Amaranthaceae. Bases 185 to 922 code for a protein of 245 amino acids. Gene Ontology annotation, biological process: response to chitin. The record is from RefSeq and is a predicted model, not a curated record.